CACGUCCGGCCUCUUCCAGCUCUGGGCUCCUUGGUCUGGUUGGCAGCAUCGCGCACUGUUUCGCCAGCAUCCCAGCAUCCUCCAGUGCGCAUGUGCGGCAGGGAAGCUUUUUGCAUCAAGCUGCUUUGAGACUGAUCUGCCAUGACUACAGCAAGAUAUAGGCCCACGUGGGAUUUGGCCCUGGAUCCGCUGGUUUCCUGCAAACUUUGCCUUGGAGAAUAUCCCGUGGAACAAAUGACCACCAUAACACAAUGCCAGUGUGUCUUCUGUACACUGUGCUUGAAACAAUACAUUGAACUUCUAAUCAAAGAAGGCUUAGAAACUGCAAUUAGUUGCCCUGAUGCUGGCUGUCCAAAGAGAGGGCACUUACAAGAGAAUGAGAUUGAAUGCAUGGUUGCUUCUGAUAUAAUGCAACGGUAUAAGAAGUUGCAGUUUGAGAGAGAAGUGCUUCUGGAUCCCUGCAGAACAUGGUGUCCUUCAUCGUCCUGCCAAGCCGUGUGCAAGCUUCAAGAAAAAGGACCGCAGAAUCCGCAGCUGGUGCAGUGUACCUCCUGCGACACCGAAUUCUGCUCCGCGUGUAAGGCCAACUGGCACCCUGGCCAAGGAUGUCAAGAAAACCUGCCGAUUACUUUUCUCCCAGGAGAAUCUAGCUCUGUCUUUAAAAGUGUUGAAGAUGAGGUGCCGAUUAAACGCUGUCCGAAAUGUAAAGUUUAUAUAGAAAGGGACGAAGGCUGUGCACAAAUGAUGUGCAAGAACUGCAAGCAUGCCUUCUGCUGGUACUGCCUGGAGUCCCUUGAUGAUGAUUUUUUGCUUAUACACUAUGAUAAGGGACCUUGCCGAAAUAAAUUGGGUCAUUCAAGAGCUUCAGUCAUAUGGCACAGAACCCAGGUUGUGGGUAUAUUUGCAGGAUUCGGCUUACUGCUGUUAGUAGCAUCGCCCUUCCUUUUAUUGGCCACUCCGUUUGUCUUGUGUUGCAAAUGUAAAUGUAGUAAGGGUGAUGAUGACCCUUUACCGACUUAAUGCCAAAUUACCCUAAUGAGCUAUAUUGCACCUUCCCUAAUAAAGGCUGAAGGAUACACUACAUAUUGUAUAGUAGCCUUCCAUGCCUUGCCCAGCUUUCAGAGACACAUACAGUGCCAUUAUUGUAAGAAUUAUUGUCCAUAGAGUGGCUGAUGUAUUUCUGGGGUUACUGUGAAGAACUGGAGUGCUUGAAGAGAUACCAAGAAUGAUCUUCUGAAGGCAAAGAUUUAGUGUAGCCGGAUGAAAAGACUUCAACAUAUGUCACGUUUUGCUCCAACCGUUAAAUACUGUUGUUCUAAUAUGUCUAAUUUACUUCAUUUACAUUCCUGUCCUAUGUUCCAUAAAUUUGGAUUUAUCUUUAUAAGUUUAAUAUUGUCAUCUAUGUUUAUUGUACUCUGCAAAUGGUUAACGGCAUAAGCUAGAUAAAAUGCUUUCUUUAUAAUCGGGUCAAUAAGUGCUCUGCCAUUUAGUGGCACACAAGGUAACAAAACAACAUUUUGUUUAAAAUAUUUUUUAUUUAUAAGACAUUCCCAGUUUAGCAGAAGAAUACCGGAGCAGUUUUUGUGUUCACGGCGAGAUCAUAUUAAUAGCACAGAUUAUGUGAAUUGGGACCAAAUUUAAUAACAAGCAUUAUAAUGCGAUGGCAAAAUAUCCCAUGGCAACCAAGAAAAAAAAAAUAUGAAUAGCGCAGUGGAAUACUAGUUGCCAGGACAUCUUUGACAUCUCAUUAGUACUAAUAAUUAGAAAAGAGAACAAUAAAUAUACAACAAAGAGAAUGAUAUAAGUGAAUGUAGUCUUGUUCUCUUAAAAAGUAUCCAUUCCAUUCCAAACUAGUUGGAACGUGUAGAAAGACCGCUUUGGUUGUAUAUUAAUUAAAUUAUAUCACUUUUUUUCUUU
Spea bombifrons (plains spadefoot toad) is the source of this 1917-nucleotide messenger RNA. It is a transcript of the gene RNF144A, whose product is annotated as ring finger protein 144A. The record is from RefSeq and is a predicted model, not a curated record. NCBI's taxonomy places the organism in Eukaryota, Metazoa, Chordata, Amphibia, Anura, Pelobatidae. Gene Ontology annotation, cellular component: cytoplasm; ubiquitin ligase complex; Golgi apparatus. The coding region runs from base 142 to 1020 and encodes 292 amino acids. The transcript has 8 exons. Gene Ontology annotation, molecular function: zinc ion binding; ubiquitin conjugating enzyme binding; ubiquitin protein ligase activity. Gene Ontology annotation, biological process: protein polyubiquitination; ubiquitin-dependent protein catabolic process; positive regulation of proteasomal ubiquitin-dependent protein catabolic process.